UCUGCUUAACAACAGUAACGUCACACGGACUACAGGGGAGUUUUGUUGGAAGUUGCAAAGUCCUGGAGCCUCCAGAGGGCUGUCGGCGCAGUAGCAGCGAGCAGCAGCGUCCGCGCGCUCCGGCGAGGGGCAGACGAGCUCGAGGGAGCGCGGGGUAGCGGGAGCUAGAGCCGAGCGCGCACCGACCCGGGACCCGCCGCCGUCCCCAGGCCGCUCAGUAGAGCCCCAGCCAUGGCACACCAACUCUUAUGCUGCGAGGUGGAGACCAUCCGCCGGGCGUACCCCGAUGCCAACCUCCUCAACGACCGGGUGCUGCGGGCCAUGCUCAAGGCGGAGGAGACCUGCGCACCCUCCGUGUCCUACUUCAAGUGUGUGCAGAAGGAGAUCCUGCCGUCCAUGCGGAAGAUCGUGGCCACCUGGAUGCUGGAGGUCUGCGAGGAGCAGAAGUGCGAGGAGGAGGUCUUCCCGCUGGCCAUGAACUACCUGGACCGCUUCCUGUCGCUGGAGCCGGUGAAAAAGAGCCGCCUGCAGCUGCUGGGGGCCACCUGCAUGUUCGUGGCCUCGAAGAUGAAGGAGACCAUCCCCCUGACGGCCGAGAAGCUGUGCAUCUACACUGACAACUCCAUCCGGCCUGACGAGCUGCUGCAAAUGGAGCUGUUCCUGGUGAACAAACUCAAGUGGAACCUGGCCGCGAUGACCCCGCAUGAUUUCAUCGAGCACUUCCUCUCUAAGAUGCCCGUGGCGGAAGAGAACAGACAGAUCAUCCGCAAGCACGCACAGACCUUCGUCGCCCUCUGUGCCACAGACGUGAAGUUCAUCUCCAACCCGCCCUCCAUGGUGGCAGCUGGGAGUGUGGUGGCCGCCGUGCAAGGCCUGCACCUGGGGAGUUCCAGCAGCUUCCUGUCCUACCACCGCCUCACUCGGUUCCUUUCCAAAGUGAUUAAGUGUGACGCGGACUGUCUCCGGGCGUGCCAGGAGCAGAUUGAAGCCCUGCUGGAGUCCAGCUUGCGCCAGGCCCAGCAGCAGAGCCUGGACCCCAAGGCGGCGGCGGAGGAGGAGGAGGAGGAGGAGGCCGACCUGGCAUGCACGCCCACCGAUGUGCGAGAUGUGAACAUUUGAGGGCGCGCGCGUGCGCGGGAGGGGCCGGCCCCAGGUGCUCCCCUGACAGGACCGUGUUCCUUGCCAGGACCGGUCACCACCAGAAGGGAAAGCUUUCCUUCUCCUUUACUGUCGGUUUGUUUCCUUUGCUCUUUCCUCCCUUCCGUCUCUGACUUAAGCAAAAGAAGAAAAACUGUCCUUAAAAAAAAAAAAAAACAAACAAAAAGAGAAGAAAAAAGAAAUAGUAUUUGCAUAACCCUGAGCUGGGGGGUGGGGGGAGGUUUGCUACAAAAAUAGAGGAUCUUAUACCCCAUAAUCAACUAGAUUUUAUAUGGAUGUGUUUGUGUCUCUGUGUUGUUAAGGAUAGGCAUUAACACAAGGAACGAGUCUGCAGGGGAGGAUUAGAUUUGAUUACGUGUUUAAAACAAAA
This is a messenger RNA of Callorhinus ursinus (northern fur seal), 1528 nucleotides long. It is a transcript of the gene CCND1, whose product is annotated as cyclin D1. The record is from RefSeq and is a predicted model, not a curated record. Lineage: Eukaryota; Metazoa; Chordata; Mammalia; Carnivora; Otariidae.